AGAAAAAAUUAAAUUUAAUAAAAAUCCAAAAAACACACAAAAUACUAUGAUAAACUGCAAUUUUCUUGCUUCCAUUGGAUUCAGGACAAGGACUUUGGGGUAUGGAGGAUUUGGAACGGUUUUUAAACGAUAUCUGGGGACCACAAACCCGAUCAACAAAGGAGAUGCUACUCAAUGGAUGAAUAUUGAGAGAAAAAGGGCCGUUACUGGUAUUAUAUUAAACAGAAAUACCAUAUCAAUAUGUUCAUACCUUUUUAUUGCGAGUUCUUGCCGUUUUUUCUCGUCAAAAUCUGCAUCAAAGGAUGCAAAAAUAAAUAAAAAGCUAGAUGCGCUGCCAGCGCCUCCAAAAAGAGGAGAAUCUCCUUGGAUCGUAUUUAUUAAGGAGAAAUUUAAACAAACAAUAGGUACUCCGAAGGAAAUUCUGAAACAAAGCUCUUCUAUAUGGAAAAAUAUGUCACAAGAAGAACGACAGACGUACAAAGAUAUUUCAGAGGAGAAAAAGUUACAGGCAUUGCGUACAUAUAGCAAUUGGGUGAAUUCGUUAUCACCACAAGAAAUUAUAAAAGAAAACAAUAUUAGAAGCCAAUUACGCAGACAAGGAAAGAAAGGCGUAACAUUUAUUAAGGAUCCUCGAAAGCCUAAACGUCCUUUAUCAUCAUUUUUAUUUUUUUGUGCUUAUGCAAGAUCAUGCCCAGAUUUUAUAGAGAAAUAUGCACAAGGAAGAACAAAGAUUACAGAACAAACCAAGAUAUUAGCGGAGAAAUGGGCAACUAUGGGGGAUUCUGAGAGACAGGAAUUUGUGAAUUGCUCAGCAAAUGAUAAAGAACGCUAUCAAAGGGAGAUGGAAAUCUAUUAUAAAUUAUAAGAUACAGAUGUCUAUCUAUUCAAUCAAUGAAUAGU
This is a messenger RNA of Pneumocystis carinii B80, 900 nucleotides long. RefSeq lists its product as hypothetical. The transcript is spliced from 3 exons. NCBI's taxonomy places the organism in Eukaryota, Fungi, Ascomycota, Pneumocystomycetes, Pneumocystales, Pneumocystaceae. The record is from RefSeq and is a predicted model, not a curated record. Bases 47 to 865 code for a protein of 272 amino acids.